ACGUCAGCGAACAUACCGAUACCGUAGGAUACCACGACUGCGAUGUCAUCGCCCCCAGCAGUGAAGCCGAAGAAAACAUUCGUCGCACAAUACCCACCAGAUCGGGGUCGGCCGGACUUCGAGGAGGCGUUACCGGACUACUAUGACGUCGCCGAGGAAGGAGCAGGAUCGAAGGUGAAGGCACCCGAGGAGCCGGAGGUGAGACUACAAGGACCAGUUGCGGGCGAGGAAAACAUGUUUUUUGACCAUGACGAUGCUCUGCCACCUUCACAUCUUCCGGCAUAUCAGGCUUCAGCUGAGACUGAUGAGCUUGUGUCUUUGGUGCGAACUGAUCGUGAUGGAAACGUUUCUACACAUGCACCGAUCCUCAAUUCAUCACCGCUAGCAUUGCAUAACUUCGUAUGGGAACAAGCACAGAUACCACCUCAAGCAAGCUUACGGAUUAAAGGAUGGCACACAGAGAACGUAACAAAUGAUUACAUCAGACCUGGGGAGGAUCAGAAUGGAUCGUCCAACAUGCCGAGCAAUACGCGUACAGUCAUUGAUUUUGACAUGGUCAUUCCUUUGAGUCAUCUACUGAAGUCUGGACAUGGGAGAAUGUUUGCGUGGAGGGACGAGUUUGCCACGUAUCGCGGGACUGCACAUGUCUGCACCCAAUCAGAGGCUCGACGAGGGGUGGGUAUCAUUGGCCGCUUCCUUAACAAGACGAAAGCUUUCGUUCUGCGUCGACCUGCGUAUGACGAGAUUGAUGGCAUGGGUCCGGUAUCUUUAAUGGAGGCUUGCUCGGAGUACGCGAGCAGCACGCAUCCUCUCCGUUCUUUCCACUUCACGAAGCAUGCGACAGGAUGGUCCUUUCCCACCCUGACUCGUGCUUUCACGGCAGCAAUCCGGUCCACGUAUUACCGUGAGUUCAUCGACAUCACCCUCGAAACUCGUGGAGAUGAUGUUAUCGUCCGUCCUCCUGGCCGCCUCAAUCGAACACUGGCGAACAAGUGGAUCAAAGCGUUGAUGUUUAUCUUGAUUAUCCCGUCAUUGGUAUUAUGGAUCCUGAGGAGGUGGUGGGGAGCGAGGUGGAGUACCCAUGGUGUUGCGUUUAGAUUGACUGAAGGGAUGAGUGAGGGCGAGUUCUUCCGGAGAUGGGAAGAAGAAGUGAAAAAAGGUGUUCAAACGAAGAGGCAGGGGACCUUGGAAUGGGUUUACGUAUGUUGUUCAUCAACGUCGGGGUCAGCGAGAUGAGCGGCGUGGGGAAACGAUAAUCUGCGAUGAGUGUUCAGGAAGAUCCGUCCACGAACGCGUCUUAAGACAGUCGUACGAUUUACAUCCUCACCUGUCAUCCGGGAGUUUUAACCCUAACUCUAGCAUGGUUUCUCACGGUCUCCCUUGACGUAACGUCAUGACUGUGUCUCACCAUGGGAUGUAUCACACAAUUCCAAGUCGAGCCCGUUUGGCGUAACAUCGUACGAUUGUGAAUGGCCACGUUGUUGAUACGGUUGAGUGUUGGUCGAAUCGAUGCUGUGACCCGUGCCUAUGUUCAUUGACCAUGCAGCUGUCACCGAGUGUGGAUUUGAAUUGUUAGGGGUCCAUUAUGAGCUCAAGCAAAGAUAAAAAAAACACCAAGAGAUCCCUCUGACACCAGGCUCGGGCCCA
This is a messenger RNA of Saitoella complicata NRRL Y-17804, 1647 nucleotides long. RefSeq lists its product as uncharacterized. The record is from RefSeq and is a predicted model, not a curated record. NCBI's taxonomy places the organism in Eukaryota, Fungi, Ascomycota, Saitoellomycetes, Saitoellales, Saitoellaceae. The transcript has a single exon. Bases 43 to 1236 code for a protein of 397 amino acids.